Fraxinus pennsylvanica is the source of this 1278-nucleotide messenger RNA. The record is from the annotation of a GenBank genome assembly. Lineage: Eukaryota; Viridiplantae; Streptophyta; Magnoliopsida; Lamiales; Oleaceae.
AUGCAACCACCACAUCAGCAUUCGCGGAUCAAUCUGGCCGAGUUGAAAGCUCAAAUUGUGAGGAAACUCGGGCUGGAAGGGUCCAAGCAGUAUUUUUAUUACUUGAAUAGGUUCUUGGGUUUGAAGUUGAGCAAGGUUGAAUUUAAUAAGAUUUGUCUUAGGCUUCUUGGGCGAGAGAAUAUCCCUCUGCAUAAUCUGUUCAUUCGUUCGAUUCUGAAAAAUGCUUGUAGUGCAAAGGUCCCACCACAGGUGAGUCAUGAGGAUGAAGUUCUGAAGCAUUCUACACAAGUUAGUGACAAGGAAAUUCCUAGCGAUGGUCAUCAGCUGUAUGGAUCCCAUGCUGCUAUAACUCAGGCUACGGGUUCGCCGGGUUUGUCGAAUGGGGGUGACAUGUUGUCAGUCUCACCUCGAAAGGCCCGGACAGUGUUUCGUGAUCGGAGGACUGGUGAGCGUCGUAGUGCACUUGGACUGAAUGGGAAGACCAGUAUUGCUUCUCAACAAUUGCCAGCCACGCAGUCUAGUGAUUUCAAUGUCAUUUAUGAGAAUGGGCACUUGGAUACAUCCGAUAUUGGAAAGCUAGUGCAUCAUCAAGGACUCAAGCAACACGAAGAGAAUGAAAGGGUGGUAUCAGGUCCCCACCCUGCAAAAUUGUCAGAAGUGAACAGAUCAUCAGAUGGUCCAAGUUCUGUACAUAGCAUGGAUCAGACCGAAUUGUUAGUUAGACAUAACACGAAAGAGGUUUCUGCUAGUAGUCCACUUCGAGCUCCACUUGGGAUUCCAUUAUGCCCAGUUAGCAUUGGUGGGGCACAAAGAUCUCUGCUUCUCACUAAUAGCAGUAGAUGUACUAGCACAUUUGAUGAUGGUGCUUUGUUGGACAGUCUAAAAUUAAGAGAACACAUGGAGCAUGUCGCUUCAGCUCGGGGUCUUGAAGGGGUGUCAGUGGAAUGUGCCAGUAUAUUGAACCUUGGUUUGGAUUCUUACAUGAAGUAUCUAAUAAGUUCCUGCAUUGAACUUGUGGGGGUUAGGUCAGAGGACAAGCUAACAAUGAACAAUAGGCACAAGCAUCAGGCUUAUAUGACGCUUGUUAAUGGUGUCAGACCAGGGCAUCAAUAUCAGAUGCAAGGUAGUGGUAGGCCUUUUGAAGUGCAAGAACAUAGAACAUGCUGCCCAAUUUCUUUGCAGGAUUUUAGGAUUGCCAUGGAGCUGAAUCCGCAGCAACUUGGUGAAAAUUGGCCCUUGCUAUUGGAGAAAAUAUGUACACAUUCAUUUGAAGAGUAG